Messenger RNA from Anarrhichthys ocellatus (wolf-eel), 1813 nucleotides. RefSeq names its product MARCKS-like 1b (gene marcksl1b). The record is from RefSeq and is a predicted model, not a curated record. Gene Ontology annotation, biological process: actin filament organization; central nervous system development. NCBI's taxonomy places the organism in Eukaryota, Metazoa, Chordata, Actinopteri, Perciformes, Anarhichadidae. Gene Ontology annotation, cellular component: plasma membrane; cytoplasm. The transcript is spliced from 2 exons. Gene Ontology annotation, molecular function: actin filament binding; calmodulin binding. Bases 256 to 930 code for a protein of 224 amino acids.
AGCGUUGUGUUCAACCAGUGUUGAGUUUAGAGGGUCUCUCUCUAGCGAGGUGACAAGUCUGACCACAGGAGCAACCGAGAGGAAGUACCUGCCGUUUGAAGAAAAAAAACACACCAAAAAAUACAAAAACAACCAACACUUUUCAUCGUUACACCGCUGGAUACGUAACUCGCCCUGGGGUUUGGAUUAAGUUAAAAAGAACACUCUUUUUUUAGUUUUUCUUUUUAAUUUGCUUUGGAAGACUCACAUAACACAAUGGGAUCCCAGGCAUCCAAGGGAGAUGUGGCCGCGGAGGCGAGCGCUGCAGCCGCCGACGGUGCAGCUGUCAAAACCAACGGACAGGAGAAUGGACAUGUGAAAACCAACGGGGAUGUCUCCACAAAGGCCGAUGGGGAUGCUGCGGCCACCAACGGCUCGGCCGAUGCAGCCAAGGAGCCCGAAGCCGGCGCCGAAGGAGACGCCAUCGAGCCGGCGCCCGCUGCGGAUGGAGAGGCGGCCAAACCCGAAGGCGAGGCUGUGGCCAAGGAGACCCCCAAGAAGAAGAAGAAGAAGUUCUCCCUGAAGAAGUCCUUCAACUUCAAACUGAAUGUGAAGAAGGGCAAGAAGAGCGAGGCGGUGAAGGAGGAAGCGCCUGAUGCCGCCACCGCCACCGCAUCCGCCGCCGCCAGCCCCUCUGAGGAGAAACCCGCCGAGAACGGAGCCGCUGCUCCGGCAGAGGAGAAGAAGGAGGAGAAGAAAGAGGAGGCUCCGGCUAAAGAGGAGGCUGCCGCUGCAGCCGAGGCCCCAAAGGCAGAGGAGGCUCCGGCUAAAGAGGAGGCCCCCAAGGAGGAGGCCAAGGAGGCCAAGGAGGCCGCGGCCCCGGUCCCCGAGGCUACAAAACCAACAGAGGAGAGCAGCUCGACCCCGGCUCCCUCUGAAAAGAAAGAGUGAUUGUACCUGAAGCUCACAAUGAACUGGGUGAACUGUUUUUCAAGAGAGAGAGAGAGAAUUUAAGAGCAUAUAUAUAUAUAUAUUUAUAUAUAUAUGUGUAUAUGUAUACAUAUGUAUAUGGAUAUAUGUAUAUGUAAAUAUAUACACAUGUAUGUGAGAGACUCCUUCGACGUGCCACUUUUCGUCAUGAUAACAAGACGACAGACUAGAUUCACUAGAUCACUUCCCUGGUUACUGCUCGACAUCCGGACCUGGACUGAGUUUUUAGGCUGUGGGCUGGUCGCUGUGUGGAAAUUGGAUUUUAAUGGCUAGAGCUUCGAGCUAAUGACACCAUGAAGUAUAGAUGGAUGAAGGAUGGAUGGAGUCAAAGCAUCUUUUCCCUUAAAAAAAAUCUGCAAAUCAAGAUGCCUCCUCGCUGAAGGAAUGAAACUAGAAACUAGGACACCACCACCACCUGAAAUGACUGUUGAAUAGAGCAAAAAAAAAUAAAAAUAAUAAUAAUGAAAUCAGAAAAUUAAAGAGACUCGCCAACUUUUUACAUUCCUAUAUUUUAACCCGAAUUUGAAGUAUUUUGUGGUGUAUUAUAGAGAAGCAUCUUAAAGAUUCAGAGAAGCUAUUACCUGUUUGUUUAAAGAAAAGAAAAAAAAAUAGACAACUUUGAUUUUUACCUUACUAUGAAAAAAAAAGAACACUUAAGCUUGCUAUGUUCACUGUCGCGGUUUGAUAUGAAGCAGAGUUGUUUAUCUGUCGUAUGUGAGCCUGAAUCUGCUUUGUCUCUGUAAAUACAUUGGAUUGAUUUCUGUUCUUUAUUUUGCUAAUGUUGACAGAUGUUUCUGGUUUUAUUGUAAAGUUGAUAAUGGUAAAUAAAUGUUGGUUACCUGCC